AUGGUGAUGGAUUAUCUUUUCCCACGCUCCAUCCCGGGCAACAUAGCCUCGACCGAAGCAGCACCACCGGUGCAGGCUGAAGUCACCACCACCACGACCAGCACCAUUGACUCCAACAAGAUGGCCGGUUCCGGCUUUUUGAACUUCACACAGACAGUCCUAAUCCCAAUCUUCAUCGCCGCAGCACUAUACCUCGUCGUCUUCCACGCCUUGUUGCCACUCUACCGCCGCCAUCGAGCGCGGUACUCGCAGUAUCUGCCUCUCCAGUCGACCUCGUUAACCUCUCAUCUCCCCGACGCCCUACAACCGUCGUCCGUCCGUGACCGGAUGACGGGAGCGUUCAUGCGACUUUUCCUCCCGUCGACAUGGGCAUUCCGCACCCGCUUCAGGCGGCGUGACAGUGUUGUCAGCGCAGAUGGCGAUCUCUUCGACGUCGAGUCUGGCGAAGCCAUGGUCGGUUUCGACGUGCAGGAACGGGACCAGCGCCGCCACGGGAUGGAGCGCCAGGUUUCCAACAUGGCCGCGGCCACUCGAACCGCAAACCAGCUUCAAGAUGCCGCCAUGGACUCGGACCAACGGCUGAAUCGAGAACUGGAGGAAGGCUUCCGGGACGACAGCGAGGACGAAGGCGAAAGAGAAGCAGCACGGGAAGUGGUCGUUGGGAGAAGAAGCCAGAGUGCUCGUCUGCGGUGA
This is a messenger RNA of Exophiala spinifera, 693 nucleotides long. RefSeq lists its product as uncharacterized. The coding region runs from base 1 to 693 and encodes 230 amino acids. Lineage: Eukaryota; Fungi; Ascomycota; Eurotiomycetes; Chaetothyriales; Herpotrichiellaceae. The record is from RefSeq and is a predicted model, not a curated record. The transcript has 2 exons.